ACCUCAACUUCCCGAUAACAUACCAUCGUUUUAUGUAAAGCUAAUGCGACAAUGUUGGGACGCUGAGCCAUCAAUACGGCCGAGUGCAGAAGAAAUCACGCGUACUAUUUACAAAUGGAUUAACAAGCCCACAUCGGAUGUCGAAUCAGAACUUGAAGCAGCAGAAGCGAUGAGAUUCAAUCAAAAUAAAUCUAGUCCACAAUUGUCGUUGAAAAUAAAUCCACAGGCUAUCUACACUAGUCGAUCGCUUCCAACAAUUAAAACCGAUCUUUUCA
Racocetra persica is the source of this 275-nucleotide messenger RNA. NCBI's taxonomy places the organism in Eukaryota, Fungi, Glomeromycota, Glomeromycetes, Diversisporales, Gigasporaceae. The record is from the annotation of a GenBank genome assembly.